AUGUUUUUUGUGGUGCCAGUCAUGCCGCAUGCCGCCAGUCGCCGCUCCGCGGGCUGCUCGCAGUUUCGCACGGGCCUGGAGCGGAUCUCGCCGUCGCCGCUGGCGGGGUACACAAAAAGCCUCAAUACGAGGUUUGCACGCCUAAGCCCGCGGCUGUCGGCCCAGCGCCGCCAAGCUGCCCGCGACUCGCCUUGGUACCGGGUGACGACUGGUCUCGACCCGAUCGAACUUAACGGUGAGCUCUGGUUCGAGAAUGACGAGUUCGAGUCUCGUGUAGGGUCCCGUGGUUCUGUACGAUUCAAGCAAUCCAAUUUGAAGCCGAGCUUCGACACGAUCUCUAAGCACAUUGAACCUACCGAGUUGUCUACUAAGCACGGUGAACCUACCGAGUUGUCUACUAAGCUCGGUGAACCUACCGAGUCGUCUACUAAGCACGUUGAACCUACCGAGUUGUCUACUAAGCACGUUGAACCUACCGAGUUGUCUACUAAGCACGUUGAACGUACCGAGUCGUCUACUAAGCUCGGUGAACCUACCGAGUUGUCUACUAAGCUCGGUGAACCUACCGAGUUGUCUACUAAGCACGUUGAACGUACCGAGUCGUCUACUAAGCUCGGUGAACCUACCGAGUCGUCUACUAAGCUCGGUGAACCUACCGAGUUGUCUACUAAGCACGUUGAACCUACCGAGUCGUCUAAUAAGCUCGGUGAACCUACCGAGUCGUCUACUAAGUUCGGUGAACCUACCGAGUUGUCUACUAAGCACGUUGAACCUACCGAGUCGUCUAAUAAGCUCGGUGAACCUACCGAGUCGUCUACUAAGUUCGGUGAACCUACCGAGUCGUCUACUAAGCACGUUGAACCUACCGAGUUGUCUACUAAGCACCUCGGUGAACCUACCGAGUCGUCUACUAAGUUCGGUGAACCUACCGAGUCGUCUACUAAGCACGUUGAACUUACCGAGUCGUCUACUAAGCACGUUGAACCUACCGAGUCGUCUAAUAAGCUCGGUGAACCUACCGAGUCGUCUACUAAGUUCGGUGAACCUACCGAGUUGUCUACUAAGCUCGGUGAACCUACCGAGUCGUCUACUAAGUUCGGUGAACCUACCGAGUUGUCUACUAAGCUCGGUGAACCUACCGAGUCGUCUACUAAGUUCGGUGAACCUACCGAGUUGUCUACUAAGCUCGGUGAACCUACCGAGUUGUCUACUAAGCACGGUGAACCUACCGAGUCGUCUACUAAGCUCGGUGAACCUACCGAGUCGUCUACUAAGUUCGGUGAACCUACCGAGUCGUCUACUAAGUUCGUUGAACCUACCGAGUCGUCUACUAAGCUCGGUGAACCUACCGAGUUGUCUACUAAGCUCGGUGAACCUACCGAGUCGUCUACUAAGCUCGGUGAACCUACCGAGUUGUCUACUAAGCUCGGUGAACCUACCGAGUUGUCUACUAAGCACGGUGAACCUACCCAGUUGUCUACUAAGAGGAAGAUGUAUUGGUGUUAA
Molecule: messenger RNA, 1506 nt
Organism: Homalodisca vitripennis (glassy-winged sharpshooter)
Lineage: Eukaryota; Metazoa; Arthropoda; Insecta; Hemiptera; Cicadellidae
Product: zonadhesin-like
Exons: 4
Coding region: 1-1506 (501 amino acids)
Source: RefSeq, a predicted model, not a curated record